Messenger RNA from Salmo salar (Atlantic salmon), 3167 nucleotides. RefSeq names its product HIRA interacting protein 3 (gene hirip3). The record is from RefSeq and is a predicted model, not a curated record. Lineage: Eukaryota; Metazoa; Chordata; Actinopteri; Salmoniformes; Salmonidae. Gene Ontology annotation, cellular component: nucleus.
GGAAGUGGGCGUUGCUACGUUGUGCAAAAGUUAUGUUGUCUUGAAAUCCACAUGACGACACAAACAGCAAGUAACACGUAGCUAGUUGCGUCAUUACGCUACGCAAUGUGCCAAAUCUGGAGGGAAAAAAGCAAGCAGAAACGUUUUAACUAGCUAAGAAAUGGUGUCAGCGGAAGAAACACAGAUUCGGAGGUUCGUUUCUGGACAACUCCGUGAUUGUCCUGACCUAAGCACAUUGACUCUUGGCAUCUUAAGAGGGCGAUAUUUGGCAUGUGUUGGUCGGGACUCACUAAACCAGGAGGACAGACAGUUGAUGAAGAGAGUGGUAGAGGAGGAACUGAUGAGGAUGCAGGACAGUGACAGCAGUGACAAUGAAGCCAUUAUUGUCGUUACCCCGACGCCUCUCCACAACAAACGGAAGAGGGGUGAGGAGGAGGACAAAACAGAGAAAGCAGGCAGGACCAAAGCAGAUGGAUCCAAGGCAAAGAGAUCUCGGCGUCAGUCGGCCCAAUCAGAUUCCCCAGAUUCUGGAAUCGAGAGAGUGGGAAAUGGAGAAAGGCAGAGGGCAGAAGAAGAGGGGAAGGACAUUGGAAGUGAUGAGCAAGUUUCCCAAAUCGACACCAAGAAAAACAAAGGGGGACACAAAGGAGUACCAAAUGGUGGGAAGACAGAAAUUAGCUCAGAAAGUGAUGUUGAGAUCAAAACGGUGAAUCGGAGGAAGACAAAACAAGACUCUGAAGUCGAAGAAGAUUUUGAGGAGAACAAAAAGAAGAAACGAGAUGAAACCCACAAACAGGAAAAGGACAAAGUCAAUUCAGAAAGUGACUCUGAAGAGGAUAAAAAAAGGAAAAGAACGGGAGGAAAAGAAAAUGUGGAUGUGAAAGUGAAAGUGCAGAGCAAGUGUUUGAAAAGGAACAGAGGGAGGGAGAGUGAAAAUGAGGAAAAGGGAAAACCAUUGCAGAGAAGAGAGAGUGUGCAGGUUGAGAGUGACUCGGAGCACAUUGGAGAGGCUGAAGUAAUGGAGCAGAAAAGGGUAAAAAUACAAACAAAUGACAACGACUCCAGGUCAGAGAGUGAGGGAGAAAAGAAUGACGGUGCAUCUUCAGAGGAAGCCAGCGGGGGAGCGGAUGAAACCAAAGAAGUGAUGGCUAAGACGAAGGAUGAGCCAGCCCAAGACUCUGACUCUGGCUCAUCCCUCCCAUCAUUGGAGGACGAACAGGAAAGUGAGGUCAGGCCAGAACAGGUGAAAAAGAGGAAGUCUGUGGCGAAGCGGCCAAUAAAGGGCGAGGGCAGUGAGAGUGGAUCCAAAGGUGGAAAGGACAACGAGGCGGUAGCCAGGCUGAAGCGUUACAUCGCCCUCUGUGGUGUGAGACGGAACUACAAGAAGCUCCUGGAUGGCUGCCACUCCAUCAAGUCAAAGGUGGCUGUGCUGAAGAGGGAGCUUGAAGAACUGGGUGUCGAAGGCCAGCCUUCUAUAGAGAAGUGUAAGAAAGCCAGACUUAAGAGAGAGGAGGCUCAGGAGUUGGCAGACCUAGAUGUCGGCAACAUCAUAACAACACAAGGUUCAGAGAAUCCCAGUGGAGAGAAGAGAGCCGGCCAGGCAGAGACGGCAAAGGCGAUUCGUCACUCCAGUGCCUUGCUGUUCACCUUCGCACCCCUGGGCCAGACUGCACACAAUCAUAAGACCUACUGAAGAGACGAGUCUUCAGUAAAGACUUAAAGGUCGUCCAAAGCGGAGAGGGGUGUCCAUAUGGCAGCAACAGUCCUCCCCUCCAUCCUCUGCUUAUAAGCGUGUAGUCAACUCAAGCUCAGACAGUGAAGAGGACAGUCACGCAGGCAGGGGGUGCAAGAGAGCCACAGACUGGAGUAAUCUGCAGGGGAUCAUCAGUGAUGACACAGACAGCAACUGACAGGCUUUGCUCUUCUGGUCAGGAGGAUCAAGUUGCCUCCAGACUAGAGGUCUUCACAGGUCCAAAAAGUUGGACCGGUUCUGAAAUGGACCUGGGGCUGUCCCACCUGGACCCGUUAUGCAUAAAACAUUCUAGACCCGUUCCUGGUCGGCUCCACACAUUUUUUACAUUUUACAUUUUAGUCAUUUAGCAGACGCUCUUAUCCAGAGCGACUUACAGUAGUGAAUGCAUACAUUUCAUACAAUUUCAUACAUUUUUUUUUUCUGUGCUGGCCCCCCGUGGGAAUCGAACCCACAACCCUGGUGUUGCAAACACCAUGCUCUACCAACUGAGCUACACCCAAUCCGAAUGAGAAAAGCAACAAAAGUAUUUUUUUAAGCUACUUUAUUAAUUCUGGAAACGAACCCGACCGGGUAACGGGUACAGGUGGGUCUGUGAAGACCUUUUGCAUUUUCCUCUACACUAUGGAAGUUUUGUUGCACGUUGUUUACCGCCCAUUUUAGCUUAAUGUUGUCUGUAUGGUUCUCUGAUACACAUGAUUAAGGCCUAGAUUCAAUCAGACCAGCGAUGGCAAACACUUGCAUAGCAGAUGUUUUGGUGGUGUCAGAGAUGGAACUGUGUUAGCGCCGUCAAAUCUGUGAGCUGUUGCGGUCAUUGUCACAAAGCCACACCUGCCCCACUGGUAUUAAAGUUCACAAUGAGGAAGUGUCGGCUAUAUAGAAAUAAUUACACUCAAAUUGAAAAAUCAUUAACAAAAUAAUUACGAUUUUUAUCAUCCUAAUCGAGGUGUAGAUUACAUCUCACAUUCCAGUGUUCGAACUUGUAAACCAGGCUGAAUGUUAUGAGCGACUCCGUGCAGCCAAUGGCAAAGUCCGCAUUAGGUGUAAUGCUUGGAGCCACUUGUGGAUUUGACAGCUCUAAAACAGUUGGACCUCUGACACCACUUGUUUGCUAAAGCAGAUCUGAUUGAAUAGAGCCCUAAAUCAGUUUCUCCCCUCAUUAAAACACUUAGUUGUAGGCUAAACAAACCUUUGCAAUAUAAGCUUUUGCCUUAACUACUUCAGUGUUGCCAUGUACAAAGAAAAGAGGCAUAUUCUUGUAUAUAGGUACGCAAAUAUGACUACUUUCCUUCUAUUGCCUUACAGUUUGAGACACGUUAGGUUAGCUGUUGAGUCAAGUGUGUGAUUUAUAUUACUAUUAGUGCUGUGUUCUGUUCCAUUUAAGUCAUGAUUCAAUAAAGCUUUGAAUUUGUAUAAA